CGGCGCUCUUCAGGUUUCGGGGCCACGCGCCCGGCGGCGGCCAGGAUGGAGGAGACUGGAGCAGUGGGGGCCGCGGCCGGGGAGGCAGAACUCAACUUGUCGCGCCUCAGUGUGCCCCCCGAGACUCUGGAGACAGAGUUAGAGGCGCGGGGCGAGGAGCGGCGUGGCGCUCGGGAGGCGUUGCUGCGGCUGCUGCUGCCUUACAACCGUCUGGUAUCGCUGCCCCGGGCGUUGGGCAGCGGUUUUCCGCAUCUCCAGCUGCUGGACGUGAGCGGCAACGCGCUGACCGCGCUCGGACCGGAGCUGCUCGCUCUGCGCGGCCUCCGCACGCUGCUGGCCAAGAACAACCGGCUCGGCGGGCCCGGCGCGCUGCCGAAGGGCCUUGCCCAGUCGCCCCUCUGUCGCAGCCUCCAGGUGCUCAACCUCAGCGGCAACUGCUUCCAAGAGAUGCCCGCCUCGCUGCUGGAGCUGCGUUCACUGCAGACCCUCAGCCUGGGCGGCAACCAGCUGCAAAGCAUCCCCGCCGACAUCGAGAACCUGCGGAGUUUGGAGUGUUUAUAUCUUGGAGGAAAUUUCAUCAAAGAAAUCCCACCAGAAUUAGCCAAUCUGCCUUCUCUCACUUACUUGGUGUUAUGUGACAACAAAAUCCAAAGUGUGCCUCCUCAGCUUUCACAGUUGUAUUCACUUCGUUCCUUAAGUCUUCACAAUAAUUUGCUGACAUACUUGCCUCGAGAGAUCCUCAACCUUAUUCAGUUGGAAGAGUUGAGUUUGCGAGGAAAUCCAUUAGUUGUUCGUUUUGUUAGAGAUUUAACUUAUGACCCUCCAACUCUCCUGGAAUUAGCUGCACGGACUAUUAAAACCCGAAACAUUUCCUACACUCCCUAUGAUCUUCCUGAAAAUCUUCUGAGAUACUUGGCUUUAGCCACCAAUUGUCCAAACCCAAAGUGUGGAGGAGUCUACUUCGACUGCUGUGUCAGACAAAUUAAAUUUGUGGACUUCUGUGGGAAAUACCGUCUCCCACUGAUGCAUUACUUGUGUUCCCCAGAAUGUUCUUCUCCUUGCAGUUCUGCCUCUCACAGCUCCACCUCCCAAAGCGAGUCUGACUCAGAAGAUGAAGCUAGUGUUGCUGCACACAGAAUGCAGAAAGUUCUUCUUGGUUGA
This is a messenger RNA of Chrysochloris asiatica (Cape golden mole), 1161 nucleotides long. It is a transcript of the gene LRRC58, whose product is annotated as leucine rich repeat containing 58. The coding region runs from base 46 to 1161 and encodes 371 amino acids. The record is from RefSeq and is a predicted model, not a curated record. Gene Ontology annotation, molecular function: protein binding. The transcript is spliced from 4 exons. NCBI's taxonomy places the organism in Eukaryota, Metazoa, Chordata, Mammalia, Afrosoricida, Chrysochloridae.